AUAAAUUACACGAAGAAGAAGAACAAGCAACACUUACAGAUGAACGGCAGGGGGUACAAAAAAAUUUUAAGAAAAUGACAGUUUGCAGUUAUUUUUUGCAAGGCCGCUGCCGGUAUGGCGAAAAAUGUUGGAAUGAGCAUCCGAGAGACGGCAGAGGAGGAGGAGGUGAAGGAUACAGCAACAGCUACAGUGAGUCUGCUCCGCGGCGGAGCAGAGAAGGGUUUGGAAACAGAGUUUGGGUGAAUCCAAAUCAGCGAUCAGGAAGAGGUUUUAUCCAGCCUCCAGCCUUCCCAUCUCAUAACGAUGACAGUUGGAAUCGCAGCAGCCAAAGAGGAGAUGUGAAGAGCUCCGAAUUCAGCUUUUCUACUCAGAAUCGAUUUUCAUCACUCAGCGGUGCCACGUCUUACGAUAAAGGUGGCAGAGGAGGAGCUGAAGAUAAAGACGAUGAGAAACUCCUCGAAACUGUUCAGUUGGACAUGGAGAGCUGGGAGAGUUCAGGGCAGUGGGGCUUCUCUUGUUACGCCUUCAUGAAGACACUGGUGUCAGGCUUCUCAGAUGUCUCUCCAGAAGAACUCCGGUUGGAGUUUUACUUGUCGAGAGUGACAGGAGAUCUGCAGAGCUAUUUCAAUGGCGUCAAUCAGCUCCUGACCCAGUGGAGAAGCAGAGUACAGGAACUAAAGGUUAUGAGCCCUCCUACCCGCAUUGCGUUGCUGAAAGAAUUACACAACACGGUGUCUCAGGGUUCUUCAAACAGCUUUGGUUCAACAGCAGCCACUGGAUUUGGUUCUUCGACAUCCAGCUUUGGAGCAGCAGGCUUUGGAGCUCCAGCUCAAGUCCAAGCCAACAGUUUCAGCUUCAAGCCUUCAAGAGCUGGAUUCGAUUCUGCGGCGGCACCAGCUUCCUCCUCAGGGUUUGCUGGAGUCACGUCAUCUUCAGCACCUUUUUCUGGCUUUGGUUCUUCCGCUGCCCCCUCAGCUGUUCCUUCGGCAUCGACAUUCUCUUUCGCUUCUCCGGCCACUGCAGGGCCUGUGUUCCCGUCCGGCUCAUCAGCCACUGCGGGGUCUGCGUUUUGCUCUGCUUCAGAGUUUAGUUUCUCCUCAGCAUCGAACAAAGUGGGAUUCGGGGGUGGUUUUUGGGCUGAAGCGCCCGUCGCAGCAGGGAGCAGCAGUGUAUUUGGACAGUCAAGUGGAGGAUUUGGAAGUGCUGUUGCAGCUGGAGCAGGAACUGCCGCAGGAACUCCAGGGGAGUUGUAUUCCCUCCAAAGUGCACUGACUGCAGAAGAAGUGAGCGAGUUCAAAGCUAAACAGUUCACUGUGGGACAGAUCCCGCACAAACCUCCACCAUCUGACAUACUGAUGGUGAAUUGAUGUGGUGGAAGAGUCACAAUCAUUUUAAAAUAAACACCCCGUGUGUAAACAGCUUUAAUCACCUACACAUAUAGAACUCAAGCUCCACCCUCCCAUACUGAAAAAUGAAGCCAGCAUGGUGCCAAAUAUUGCAGUUCAUUGAGUGACCACUUGAGGCUGGAUACAAGAGUCACUCCCUGUAGAUACUCAUGCUAAAAUUCCCAGCUUUACAGCAGAAAUAAACAUUUACCACCUGGCACAAAACUGGUUUGGUAUCUAAAGGUAGUUUCCCCUGAUCAACAAUGCAAGAUAUUUUAAGCUGUAAAGUUAUUAAUAUUUAGGGGCAUGGUCAUUUUUAAUGACAGUUUUGUGCUAGCAAGCCAAGUCCAGCGUCCCGUGAGUGUUGGCUGCUAGCUGCUGUGGAUUUAUUCAUGUUUGUCCUUUAUGAGCAUUUUAUUACAGAUAUCUGAGAUAAUAUGGCUUAAUUGCACUAAGGGACUAUCUAAGAAGUCUUUGCUGCAGUAUUUCCGUUAAGUGAAAAGUUAAAAUAAUUUAUUUUAUAUAUUAGCAUUUAGGGGGUGGUGGCCAAGUGGUUAAUGCACUUGGUUUCAGUGCAGAAGGUUCCGGGUUCAAAUCCCAUCCCCGCCACAU
This is a messenger RNA of Thalassophryne amazonica, 1997 nucleotides long. It is a transcript of the gene nup42, whose product is annotated as nucleoporin 42. The record is from RefSeq and is a predicted model, not a curated record. Gene Ontology annotation, molecular function: metal ion binding; nuclear export signal receptor activity. Gene Ontology annotation, cellular component: nuclear envelope. The coding region runs from base 75 to 1367 and encodes 430 amino acids. The transcript has 7 exons. NCBI's taxonomy places the organism in Eukaryota, Metazoa, Chordata, Actinopteri, Batrachoidiformes, Batrachoididae.